Messenger RNA from Bactrocera dorsalis (oriental fruit fly), 1633 nucleotides. RefSeq lists its product as uncharacterized. Lineage: Eukaryota; Metazoa; Arthropoda; Insecta; Diptera; Tephritidae. The coding region runs from base 134 to 1633 and encodes 499 amino acids. The transcript is spliced from 2 exons. The record is from RefSeq and is a predicted model, not a curated record.
CAUAAAGUGUAUCAGUUCAUUUCAUCAACAUUGGUUUUUUUUGAAUAAUAAUCGGAGGCAAUCGGGCACAUCAUUUAACAUACAUCAAAAAUAUAAAUCAUCUUAAAAACUAUUAUUUUUUGCGUUUCAAAUCAUGUCCGAUAACGAAAAUUUCGAGGCACUCAAUCCGGAGUGUAAAGAUUCGGACGUACAAUCGGUCAAAUCGACACAAAGUCAAAAGACAACGGUGCUAUCCGCACCUACACUCAACGUGCCUGUUACGUCAGGACGACAAUCACCUGUGCACUCGGAUGUGGACGAGACAGGUUCCAUCAAACCCACUCGCUCGUCAAAACGUGCACAAUCACCCGUACGGCUACCUGACGAGCUCGUGCUUAAAGCCAGAUCACAAAUCAAUCGCGUUAAGGCACUCACUCUACACUUCAAGCAAAUCGAUAAUUUCCGGGAUAAGGACAGCUCUGCAAUCAAGGCAAUUCUACAAUCAGCCGAGGAAGUACACAGGGCUUUCCUCAAAGAGCACUCGUUUCUGGAAAUUACCUGGCCAGUGGUACAUCUCAACCACGAGUAUUUUGCGAAUGAUGUUUACACACAAGAAGCAAGCAUCAUCUGCGAUAUUCGCCAACUCGCUGCAGUCCGUCUUCAGCCAAUCGACACUCAUGCACCUCAGUCAUAUCGUGAAGCAGUACAGCCUCAGCCAAAGUUACCAAAGCUGCCGCUGCCGAACUUUGAUGGUGGUUACCAGCACUGGACCUCGUUCUGCUCUCUCUUCCAGUCAAUGGUAAUCAACAACUCAACACUCACAGAUCUUGAGCGACUGCAUUAUUUGCGAGUUGCCGUUACUGGUCCAGCACUCGAGCUCAUCUCACACAUCCCGGUUACUGAAACUGCGUUUUCAACAACCUGGACAGCACUCAAAGAGCGCUACGGGAACAAGCGAGUUCUCAUCGACGCUCAACUCGCACAUCUGCUGCAAGAACACUCAGCCACUCAAAAACAGAAAGAAUCUGCCGAAUUUCUGCAGCAACUCAUCUCUGGGGUAGAUUCAGCACUCAACGCACUCGCACUCAUUGGCCAAUCAACAGACAAUUGGGAUUGUCUGGUAGUUUAUUCCACCAUCAAGCAACUCUCAAGCCGCACUCGCGAACUGUGGGAAUCCUCAGUUAGCAAUCAAGCGACAUACCCAACCUACACGCAACUCAAGGACUUUAUCAGUCAGCGGGCUCGCACUCUCGAGAACACAGAGUCAGCUCGUCAGCAAUCAACUGCCAGCACCUCAAGCAAUCAGCAAAAACCAAAAAGCUCACUUCACCCUACCGCACGCAAAACUGCCACUCAGCCAGCUCAGCAAGACUCGUGUUAUCAAUGCGAUUGCUGCUUUGGAGCGCACUUCAUCACUUCAUGCCAAAAGUUCCGCACUCUGUCACCUCAAGAUCGUCGUGAAGUAGUUAUCCAACGACGCAUCUGCAAGAACUGUAUGGGAAGACACAACCUUGCAUCGUGCAAAAGUUCUGCGCGGUGCAAGAUUUGCAAUCGCAAUCACCACUCAAUGUUGCACGAAGCAGCUACAGCAACAAGUCUGCCAGCUGCUACAAUUAAAAUCGAGCCACGCAAAUUCACUGACAAUCAACAAUAG